This is a messenger RNA of Talpa occidentalis (Iberian mole), 6279 nucleotides long. It is a transcript of the gene TRPM3, whose product is annotated as transient receptor potential cation channel subfamily M member 3. Bases 268 to 5391 code for a protein of 1707 amino acids. NCBI's taxonomy places the organism in Eukaryota, Metazoa, Chordata, Mammalia, Eulipotyphla, Talpidae. Gene Ontology annotation, molecular function: monoatomic cation channel activity. Gene Ontology annotation, cellular component: membrane. The record is from RefSeq and is a predicted model, not a curated record. Gene Ontology annotation, biological process: protein tetramerization; monoatomic cation transmembrane transport. The transcript is spliced from 25 exons.
UGCAUUUGGAGCAGGCUGCUCUGACUCCAACCCAGGCUGCUUCCUGCAGGCUGUCCCUCUCCUUCAAAACCUUGCGUUCCCUCCCCGAAGCUGCAGGCAGCGUGCCUCCAUUCAGCCACAUUUGGUAUGCAUGAGCACUGCUGCGGGAGAGGGGAGGUGGCUUUCUUAAGAAGGUUCAGUGGCUCAGGCAACGCCUCUUGACUAGUCUCCCAAGUUCCAGGAAGCCUCUGUCCUAAUGGAAUUCGCAGGUGUGGACAUGACCAUGGGAUGCCAGGGCCGUGGGGGAUUAUUUAUUUUCUAGGCAUUGCUCAGGUUUGCAGUUUCUGGUUUUCCUGGUGGAAUUUGGAAAGGGUCAUGAAUCAAACUGAUGCUCCUCGACCCCUAAACUGGACCAUCCGGAAGCUGUGCCAUGCAGCCUUUCUCCCAUCUGUCAGACUUCUUAAGGCUCAGAAAUCCUGGAUAGAAAGAGCGUUUUAUAAAAGAGAAUGUGUUCACAUCAUACCCAGCACCAAAGACCCCCAUAGGUGUUGCUGCGGGCGUCUCAUAGGCCAGCAUGUCGGCCUCACUCCCAGUAUCUCCGUUCUUCAGAAUGAGAAAAAUGAAAGUCGCCUAUCCCGAAACGACAUCCAGUCCGAGAAGUGGUCCAUCAGCAAGCACACUCAACUCAGCCCCACAGAUGCUUUUGGAACCAUCGAGUUCCAAGGAGGUGGCCAUUCCAACAAAGCCAUGUACGUGCGAGUGUCUUUUGAUACAAAACCCGAUCUCCUCUUACAUCUGAUGACCAAGGAGUGGCAGUUGGAGCUUCCCAAACUUCUCAUCUCUGUCCAUGGGGGUCUGCAGAACUUUGAGCUCCAGCCAAAGCUCAAGCAAGUCUUUGGAAAAGGUCUCAUCAAGGCAGCCAUGACCACAGGAGCAUGGAUAUUCACUGGAGGUGUGAACACAGGUGUUAUUCGUCACGUUGGAGAUGCCUUGAAGGACCACGCGUCCAAGUCUCGGGGGAAGAUGUGCACCAUCGGUAUCGCGCCCUGGGGCGUCGUGGAAAACCAAGAGGACCUCAUUGGAAGAGAUGUUGUCCGGCCAUACCAGACCAUGUCCAACCCCAUGAGCAAGCUCACUGUUCUCAACAGCAUGCAUUCCCACUUCAUUCUGGCCGACAAUGGAACCACUGGGAAAUAUGGAGCAGAGGUGAAACUUAGGAGACAACUGGAAAAGCAUAUUUCACUCCAGAAGAUAAACACAAGAAUUGGUCAAGGCGUUCCGGUGGUGGCACUCAUUGUGGAAGGAGGACCCAAUGUGAUCUCAAUUGUCUUGGAGUACCUUCGAGACACCCCUCCUGUGCCAGUGGUUGUCUGUGAUGGGAGUGGACGGGCAUCCGACAUCCUGGCAUUUGGGCAUAAAUAUUCAGAAGAAGGCGGACUUAUAAAUGAGUCUUUGAGGGACCAGCUGUUAGUGACCAUCCAGAAAACCUUCACAUACACUCGCACCCAAGCUCAGCAUCUGUUCAUCAUCCUCAUGGAGUGCAUGAAGAAGAAGGAACUGAUCACGGUGUUUCGCAUGGGAUCAGAAGGACACCAGGACAUUGAUUUAGCUAUCCUGACAGCUUUGCUUAAAGGAGCCAAUGCCUCGGCCCCAGACCAACUGAGCUUAGCUUUAGCCUGGAACAGAGUCGACAUCGCCCGCAGCCAGAUCUUUAUUUAUGGGCAACAAUGGCCGGUGGGUUCUCUGGAACAAGCCAUGUUGGAUGCCCUAGUUCUGGACAGAGUGGAUUUUGUGAAAUUACUCAUAGAGAAUGGAGUAAGCAUGCACCGUUUUCUCACCAUCUCCAGACUAGAGGAAUUGUACAAUACGAGACAUGGGCCCUCAAAUACAUUGUACCACUUGGUCAGGGAUGUCAAAAAGGGCAACCUGCCCCCCGACUACAGGAUCAGCCUGAUAGACAUCGGCCUGGUGAUCGAGUACCUGAUGGGCGGCGCCUACCGCUGCAACUACACGCGCAAGCGCUUCAGGACCCUCUACCAUAAUCUCUUUGGCCCCAAGAGGCCCAAAGCUUUGAAACUGCUGGGAAUGGAGGAUGAUGUUCCCUUGAGGCGAGGAAGAAAGACAACCAAGAAGCGUGAAGAGGAGGUAGACAUUGACUUAGACGACCCUGAGAUCAACCAUUUCCCUUUCCCUUUCCACGAGCUGAUGGUGUGGGCUGUCCUGAUGAAGCGGCAGAAGAUGGCCCUGUUCUUCUGGCAGCACGGGGAGGAGGCCAUGGCCAAGGCCCUGGUGGCCUGUAAGCUCUGCAAAGCCAUGGCUCACGAGGCCUCUGAGAACGACAUGGUUGACGACAUCUCCCAGGAGCUGAACCACAACUCCAGGGACUUUGGUCAACUGGCUGUGGAGCUCCUCGACCAGUCAUAUAAACAGGACGAGCAGCUGGCCAUGAAACUACUGACGUAUGAACUGAAGAACUGGAGCAAUGCCACAUGCUUGCAGCUGGCUGUGGCUGCCAAGCACCGUGACUUCAUUGCCCACACGUGCAGCCAGAUGUUGCUCACAGACAUGUGGAUGGGCCGCCUACGGAUGCGCAAGAACUCAGGCCUCAAGGUAAUUCUGGGAAUUCUACUUCCUCCUUCAAUUCUCAGCUUGGAGUUCAAGAACAAAGAUGACAUGCCCUACAUGUCUCAGGCCCAGGAAAUCCAUCUUCAAGAGAAGGAGCCAGAAGAACCAGAGAAGCCCUCAAAGGAAAAAGAUGAAGAGGACAUGGAACUGACAGCAAUGUUGGGGCGCAACAGUGGGGAAUCCUCCAGGAAGAAGGACGAAGAGGAAGUUCAGAGUAGGCACCGGUUAAUCCCCCUGGGCCGAAAAAUCUAUGAAUUCUACAACGCUCCCAUCGUGAAGUUCUGGUUCUACACGCUGGCAUACAUUGGAUACCUGAUGCUCUUCAACUACAUCGUGUUGGUGAAGAUGGAGCGCUGGCCUUCCACCCAGGAAUGGAUCGUCAUUUCCUACAUUUUCACCCUGGGAAUUGAAAAGAUGAGAGAGAUUCUGAUGUCAGAGCCUGGGAAGUUGCUACAGAAAGUGAAGGUGUGGCUGCAGGAGUACUGGAAUGUCACUGACCUCAUUGCCAUACUACUGUUCUCCGUGGGAAUGAUCCUUCGUCUCCAAGACCAGCCCUUCAGGAGUGAUGGGAGGGUCAUCUAUUGUGUCAACAUCAUUUAUUGGUACAUCCGUCUACUAGAUAUCUUCGGCGUGAACAAGUAUUUGGGCCCAUAUGUAAUGAUGAUUGGAAAAAUGAUGAUAGACAUGAUGUACUUUGUCAUCAUUAUGCUGGUGGUUUUGAUGAGUUUUGGGGUCGCCCGGCAAGCCAUUCUCUUUCCCAAUGAGGAGCCAUCCUGGAAACUGGCCAAGAACAUCUUCUACAUGCCCUAUUGGAUGAUUUAUGGGGAAGUGUUUGCGGACCAGAUAGACCCACCCUGUGGGCAGAAUGAGACCCGAGAGGAUGGUAAAAUAAUCCAGCUGCCUCCCUGCAAGACAGGAGCCUGGAUCGUGCCAGCCAUCAUGGCCUGCUACCUUCUGGUGGCCAAUAUCCUACUGGUCAACCUCCUCAUCGCUGUGUUUAACAAUACAUUUUUUGAGGUAAAAUCAAUCUCCAACCAAGUGUGGAAGUUCCAGAGGUAUCAGCUCAUCAUGACUUUCCACGAGCGGCCGGUUCUGCCCCCACCUCUGAUCAUCUUCAGCCACAUGACCAUGAUUUUCCAGCACCUGUGCUGCCGAUGGAGGAAACAUGAGAGCGACCCAGAUGAGCGGGACUAUGGUCUCAAACUUUUCAUAACCGAUGAUGAGCUCAAGAAAGUACAUGAUUUUGAAGAACAAUGCAUAGAGGAAUAUUUCAGAGAAAAGGAUGAUCGAUUCAACUCAUCCAAUGAUGAGAGGAUACGAGUAACUUCAGAAAGGGUGGAGAACAUGUCCAUGCGGCUGGAGGAAGUCAACGAGAGAGAACACUGCAUGAAGGCUUCGCUCCAGACUGUGGACAUCCGGCUGGCGCAGCUGGAGGAUCUCAUCGGGCGCAUGGCCACGGCCCUGGAGCGCCUGACAGGUCUGGAGCGAGCCGAGUCCAACAAAAUCCGCUCGCGGACCUCCUCGGACUGCACAGAUGCAGCCUACAUCGUCCGCCAGAGCAGCUUCAACAGCCAGGAGGGGAACACCUUCAAGCUCCAAGAGAGUAUAGACCCUGCAGGUGAGGAGACCAUGUCCCCAACUUCUCCAACCCUAAUGCCCCGUAUGCGAAGCCAUUCAUUCUAUUCAGUCAAUAUGAAAGACAAAGGUGGUAUAGAAAAGUUGGAAAGUCUUUUUAAAGAAAGGUCCCUGAGCCUACACCGGGCUACUAGUUCCCACUCUGUAGCAAAAGAAUCCAAAGCUCCUGCAGCCCCUGCAAACACCUUGGCCAUUGUUCCUGAUUCCAGAAGACCAUCGUCGUGUAUAGACAUCUAUGUCUCUGCCAUGGAUGAGCUCCACUGUGAUAUAGACCCUCUGGACAAUUCCAUGAACAUCCUUGGGCUGGGUGAGCCAAGCUUUUCAGCUCCACUAUCUUCCACAGCCCCUUCAAGCAGUGCCUAUGCAACUCUUGCACCCACAGACAGACCUCCAAGCCGGAGCAUCGAUUUCGAGGACAUCACCUCCAUGGACACUAGAUCUUUUUCUUCAGACUACACCCACCUCCCAGAAUGCCAAAACCCCUGGGACACUGAGCCUCCGAUGUACCACAGCAUUGAGCGUUCCAAAAGCAGCCGCUACCUAGCCGCCACUCCCUUUCUUCUGGAGGAGGCCCCCAUCGUGAAGUCUCACAGCUUUAUGUUUUCUCCUUCGAGGAGCUAUUACACCAACUUUGGGGUGCCUGUGAAAACUGCAGAAUACACAAGUAUUACAGACUGUAUCGACACGCGCUGUGUCAACGCCCCUCUAGCGAUCGCCAACAGAGCCACCUUCCCCGGCGGUCUCGGAGGCAAAGUAGAGGAUGCGUCCUGCUGCCCCCCUGAGCGGGAAGCAGAACUGAGCCACCCCAGCUCUGACCCUGAGGAGAGCGAGGCCAAAAGCCAGAGAGUGGCUGUCGAGAUGCCCUCCCAGGAGGGCGAUAACUCAGACAGACCCCUGUCCAACAACAUCACGGUUCCCAAGAUAGAGCGCGCCAACAGCUACUCCGCAGAGGAGCCGAGCGCGUCCUACGCACACACCAGGAAGAGCUUCUCCAUCAGUGACAAACUUGACAGGCAGCGGAACACAGCAAGCCUGCGAAAUCCCUUCCAGAGAAGUAAGUCCUCCAAGCCCGAGGCCCGAGGGGACAGCCUAUCCAUGAGGAGACUGUCCAGAACGUCUGCUUUCCACAGCUUUGAAAGCAAGCACAACUAAACCUUCUUAACAAGCGUUGCAGGAGCCACCAGAAAUCCAGCUCUAAAAUUCUCCCCCAACUCCACCUGUUCCCCUUCCUUGAAACGUACCUACUUUAUUCUUAGCUGAGCAAAACAAGCAAUGCCUGGGGAGGUGUUCACUCAAAGGUAACUUCUGGGCCACAGAUCAAGAAGGCCUUUUGAUCUGACCUGGUGCCAAACACGGGGGAUCUAAAUCAUGUUCACACUUGAUGGGUGGGGAGGGGAAAGAGGGAGAAGGGUAAGAGAUGAAUGUGUAUCACUAGUCGUUUCAGAAAGCUGUGAGCUCUGGGAAGGAAGGGGCUUCAAGAACGCAACAUGCCAGGAGGCAUCUUUCAAUUACUGAUCAUUAUCAAGAGUUUAGGAGGCAGGGCUAAAUUGCAAAAUAAAAUAAAUAAAUAGCCAGCGUACAAAUGAGAUAUUCUAAACUUCAAUUCUGUUUUCUUUUUACAUUGGCUCCAUCACUGGUGACUGAUGAAGAGCAUCCUUUUUAUUCAGUAUAAGCCGGCAGCAAGCAGUUCUACCUAACGUCCCACAUCCUUCUCAUGCCAACACUUCUGUAAUUGAUCAUUAUAAAGAAAAAACAAGGUAACAGUCAUAGUUCACCUGUCUCCUAUUAUUCACUUCUGGUGCCACAACUGUUUUCUUUUUUGAAGAAAAUAAGGGAAAAGAAAUGCCUUUUUGUAAUGCAAUCAAAAUGAAAGAAGAAUUGUUAAAAACAAUGUCAAGAGGUUUAUUAUAUACAGUGGGCAUUCAAGCAUAGUCAAGCAAGCUCAGGAUGAAUGUAAUUAAAUAAUUUUAUAUUUUUUAAUUUAUUUUGUAUUUCACCUGUCAUCAAUGAAGCCACUCAUUGAAUAAGAAAUAGUGAACA